Messenger RNA from Annulohypoxylon maeteangense, 2254 nucleotides. RefSeq names its product glucose-6-phosphate isomerase. The record is from RefSeq and is a predicted model, not a curated record. Bases 49 to 1710 code for a protein of 553 amino acids. Gene Ontology annotation, cellular component: cytosol. Gene Ontology annotation, biological process: glucose 6-phosphate metabolic process; glycolytic process; gluconeogenesis. NCBI's taxonomy places the organism in Eukaryota, Fungi, Ascomycota, Sordariomycetes, Xylariales, Hypoxylaceae. Gene Ontology annotation, molecular function: monosaccharide binding; carbohydrate derivative binding; glucose-6-phosphate isomerase activity. The transcript is spliced from 3 exons.
AGCUUUGUUUAGUUUCUUUCUCGCUUCUGCGAAACCUCCGAAGUCAAGAUGCCUCAAGCAGCUUCUCUGCCCGCCUGGGCCACCUUGGAAGACCACUACAAGACCGUUGGUAAGACCUUCGUCUUGAAGGAAGCCUUCGCCUCCGACCCAGCCCGUUUCGGAAAGUUCAGCAAGACUUUUAAGAACACCCCCUCCGGUACCGAUAUACUGUUCGACUUCAGUAAAAACCUCGUUACCGAAGAAACAAUCAACCUCCUGUUAAAGCUCGCGGAAGAGGCCGGCCUCGAGAAGAAGCGCGAUGCUAUGUUUGCAGGAGAAAAGAUCAACUUCACCGAGCACCGUGCUGUAUACCACACCGCGUUGCGUAAUGUAGGCGGCUGGGAGAUGAAGGUGGAGGGCCAGGAUGUCAUGAACGCCAAGGGUGGUGUCAAUGAAGUCUUGCAACACAUGAAGGAGUUUUCCGAGCAGGUCCGGAGUGGCGAGUGGAAGGGAUUUACCGGAAAGAAGUUAACCACCAUCAUCAACAUCGGUAUCGGUGGUUCGGAUCUGGGUCCGGUCAUGGUUACCGAGGCUUUAAAGCACUAUGGCGCAAAAGACAUGACCUUGCAUUUCGUUUCAAAUAUCGACGGUACCCAUAUGGCCGAGGCCCUUGCCAACUCUGAUCCCGAGACAACUCUCUUUCUCGUUGCCUCCAAGACUUUCACUACGGCAGAGACUACAACGAACGCCAACACUGCCAAGUCGUGGUUCCUUGAGAAGACCGGUGGAAAGGGAGAAAUCGCCAAACACUUCGUUGCGUUAUCUACAAACGAGGUCGAGGUAACCAAAUUCGGCAUCGACAGCAAGAACAUGUUCGGCUUCGAGAGCUGGGUUGGAGGCCGAUACUCAGUUUGGAGUGCCAUUGGCCUCAGCGUCGCUCUAUACGUCGGCUACGAAAACUUCCACAAAUUCUUGGCCGGUGCACAUGCGAUGGACAAGCACUUCCGCGAAACCCCCCUAAAAGACAACAUCCCUGUUUUGGGUGGUCUACUAAGUGUAUGGUACAGCGACUUCUUUGCUGCGCAAACACAUCUAGUUGCACCCUUUGACCAAUAUCUGCACCGUUUCCCCGCCUACCUUCAACAAUUGUCGAUGGAGUCCAACGGUAAGACAAUCACAUCUGACGGCUCACCUGCUAAAUACACGACCGGGCCCAUCCUCUUCGGCGAACCUUGCACCAAUGCUCAGCACUCCUUCUUCCAGCUCGUGCACCAAGGUACCAAGCUGAUCCCCACCGAUUUUAUCCUCGCCGCGAAGUCCCAAAACCCCAUCUCCGGCAACCUGCACCAGAAGAUGUUGGCAUCCAACUACUUUGCCCAGGCCGAAGCUCUUAUGAUCGGAAAGACGGCCGAUCAAGUCAAGAGCGAGGGCACUCCCGACGAGCUCGUACCCCAUAAGGUCUUCUUAGGUAACCGACCGACAACGAGCAUCCUAGUUGGUGAUGUCAUCGGUCCUGCCGAGCUAGGCGCUUUGAUCGUCUACUACGAGCACCUAACAUUCACCGAGGGCGCAAUCUGGGACAUCAACUCGUUUGACCAGUGGGGUGUCGAGUUAGGUAAGGUGCUCGCCAAGAAGAUUCUAAAGGAAUUAGAUGAACCAGGGAACGGCGAUGGUCACGAUGCCAGCACAGGCAGCCUCAUCGGCGCUUUCAAAAAAUUUGCUGGCAACUGAAGGUUAGAAACGACUCGGCAGUCCGGGAAGCAGUCGAGGCUCUGAGUUGUAACUACUAGGUAGUAUACAUGUGGCAUGCUAUGACGUGUUUAGGUAACUUGCAGAGACGGGUCUGAGACUACUUUGUACGUUCUCUGCUAUUUGAAGUGAGACUGGUAAAAGUAAUAAGAAAUAAAUUAGGCUUACAAGACUAAGGAGUUCAACCCAACCCUACUGCAUAGAGCACGCCCGACUAUAGUUAUAAUCUACCUAUACAAUCAAAAUCUACACACCCUUAGAUCCAACGACAUAAGUUUUGGUUGGUAUGUUGCUAGUUGAUGUAUCCAUUGAUUCCAUUCUAAGCCACCUCUAGUGUUUUUCUCCUCUCUAGUGUCAGGUUUUCAAUUGGAAUAGGAGAGAUGUGGCUACUAGUGUUCUUUGCCAUAAAGGGUCUAUUUAAGAGUCUAUCUAGAUGUGUUGAAUUGUUCGUUCCCCCUUGCGUUGUCAUACCUUUCUCAGAUUUAAGUUAGGGUUAGGGUCAAUUAACAUUAGUUCACUUUCUCAA